CGGCGCAGCUCUGCGGCUCCUGCGGCGGCCGAAGAGGUGGUCGGGAAGUAGGUGCUUCCUGCUGGGCAGCUAGCUCCUCCGCUUCUGUCCGCUCCGCGGCGGGAAGCGCCUUCCCCACAGGACAUCAAUGCAAGCCUGAAUAAGAAAAACAAUUUCUUCUUCCUAAGCCAUGGCAUAUCAGUUAUACAGAAAUACCACUCUGGGAAACAGUCUCCAGGAGAGCCUUGAUGAGCUCAUACAGUCUCAACAGAUCACCCCCCAACUUGCCCUUCAAGUUCUACUUCAGUUUGAUAAAGCUAUAAAUUCAGCAUUGGCGCAGAGGGUCAGGAACAGAGUCAAUUUCAGGGGCUCUCUAAAUACGUACAGAUUCUGCGAUAACGUGUGGACUUUUGUAUUGAAUGAUGUUGAAUUCAGAGAGGUGACAGAACUUAUUAAAGUGGAUAAAGUGAAAAUUGUAGCCUGUGAUGGUAAAAAUACUGGCUCCAAUACUACAGAAUGAAUUGGAAAAAAAAAAAAAAUGGCUUUUUUUUAAUGCCAUCUUCUGUUAUUAUUCAUCGCUUUUUUGAAGAGAAGCAUAGAAGAGACUUUUUUUUUAAUUUAUUCUGGCAUCGCAGAAAUGACUACACUGUGCUAUAUAUACUAUCAGAAUUCCAAUAGAAAGAAGCUUAUAACUCUAGCCUCUUACAUUACCUUUUCAGCAUGAAGAAACAGAAGUUUUUUUUAAUAACAAACAUUGUUGCCUUCCUAAGAACAUUCUUGAAUAAACUCAUUUUAAAACUCA
Neomonachus schauinslandi (Hawaiian monk seal) is the source of this 781-nucleotide messenger RNA. RefSeq names its product general transcription factor IIA subunit 2 (gene GTF2A2). Gene Ontology annotation, molecular function: TBP-class protein binding; RNA polymerase II general transcription initiation factor activity. The transcript has 5 exons. Gene Ontology annotation, cellular component: transcription factor TFIIA complex. Lineage: Eukaryota; Metazoa; Chordata; Mammalia; Carnivora; Phocidae. Bases 170 to 499 code for a protein of 109 amino acids. The record is from RefSeq and is a predicted model, not a curated record. Gene Ontology annotation, biological process: transcription initiation at RNA polymerase II promoter; RNA polymerase II preinitiation complex assembly.